GUAGAGGAUUCCGGUCCUUUAAUAGUACAGUAUUUUACAUGAGCCUAAUUUCUCUCUCUCUCUCUCUCCACAUGACGGCUGUAUCUGCUACUCUGCUACUCUUGUUUUUUAGCUGUGCGAGUGUCUAUAAAAGGACGACUUCUCCAUUGAAGCAUCCCUUGAUUUCAAUCUCUAUUCCUAGAGAGAGAGAGAGAGAGAGAGAAGAGAUUGGCAAAAGGAAUGAUGUACGCGGAGACGGGGCUAAUGUUCCCUUCCUUCCAGAAUUUCUCUCUAGAAGUGAAUCAACUCGAAGACUUCUGUCGUUCUCACAAACCCAAUCUCCCAAUGGGAAACGUGGUUCAUACCUCCACCAUAUCAGAGUAUGACUUGGGGGGAGAAGGGGAUCUAUUCAAAGCUCCUGAAGCUAUUAUUGAAGAACCAGCGGUUGGCUUUGAUCCCAUGACAGCUACCAUUUCAAUGAUGUCGUGCGGGGAAAAUAUCAUAUCACCCCAAUCACUCAAGGUUGCGGACAUUGAAUCAAUUCAAAGUGAGCAGCUUUUGAGUGAGGUUUUCUAUGAAUGCAAGAAAGAUAUCUUGGCAAAAGACGCUAUUGAAACACCUCUCUCUGAAAUGUUGGAUAUCAAGAUUCCUGUUUUGGGGACUGUUGAAACCCCUAUUGCAGAGAACAGGUUGAUUGCUCCUGGGUCAUUUGCAAAGAGUGUCAGCUUGGAAUGUUUAAGCUCAAUGGACUGGAUGCAUGGUUUGUCAGUGAGGCCAGAUUUUCUGGAUUUUCACGGAAUGGACCUUGGUGAUGUGUAUGGGAUGCGGAGGUCGUUCAGUGAAGGUGACAUAAAGACUCUUGGUAAUGGUCAUGUGAGUCUCAUCCAUUCUCCUUGUGGGCCGCCGCAAAUUUUCAGCAACUGCACCACCGAAGACCGCCAGCAAAAGCUUUCCAGAUACAGAAACAAGAAGUCUAAGAGGAAUUUUGGCAGGAAAAUCAAGUAUGCUUGCAGGAAGGCUCUGGCUGAUACUCAGCCUAGGAUUCGCGGAAGGUUUGCGAAGACAGAAGAAUCUGACGUUUCGAAGAAUUAAUAACUGUCAAACCCUAGCUGUGGAGGAAAUGUAGGAAUGAAGGAACCAAAUGCAAGUGAUGAAUGAGAUUAGCAUAGCAGUAAUGAAGGCCUGGCAGAAAGUUAGUAGUUUAAAAACAGGUUUUGCGGAAAAUAAGACAGGACCCCACCAAAACCUGCAAAUUAGUUGGUCUUUUGUGUUCUGUAUUAAUGUAUGUAAAUCAAAAAUUGUCCAAAUGGGGUUGUAUAUAGUGUUUGUGUAAUAAAAGAAGUCAAAAAUUGUUGUUUAUUUA
Messenger RNA from Rhododendron vialii, 1342 nucleotides. RefSeq lists its product as uncharacterized. Gene Ontology annotation, biological process: regulation of flower development. Lineage: Eukaryota; Viridiplantae; Streptophyta; Magnoliopsida; Ericales; Ericaceae. Gene Ontology annotation, cellular component: nucleus. The transcript has 4 exons. Bases 220 to 1071 code for a protein of 283 amino acids. Gene Ontology annotation, molecular function: protein binding. The record is from RefSeq and is a predicted model, not a curated record.